AAAACAGAUGUCGUCAACAGGGACUAUUCUAUCUGAGUGCACAGAGGUGUAUAAUAUUCUCAAUCAGGUUGGGCAGUACCCAAGGCUGAGUGAUCCCAAUUAUUUGCUUCUUUUGGAUACAAGACAACGCCAUGACUACAAUGAAAGCCACAUUAUAACAGCAAAAUUUGCCCCAAGGAAUGACAUUGGUGCUUUCACUGUUCCUCAUGAUGCGGAGUUGCAGACCAAGGAACAUGUUGUAGUUUACGACAGUAACACUGGUUCACUUAAAGACAAAAACAGCACUGCUUUGUCUUGUGCCAAACUGAUGUGGGAAAUGGGAAGCAAGAAUCCUGUAAAAGUUAUCCAAGGUGGAUAUGAGGAGUUUUCAGCAUUGUACCCAUUUCUUCGUACUCAGAAGAUCAUUUACAUGCCCAGGGAGCUAGAUGUCAUCGACACUUAUCCAGUGGAGAUUAUACCUGGUUUCUUGUACGUGGCAACAUUCCUCCAGUCUCAGGCAGUGAGAGUAAUCAAGGAUCUCAAAGUCAAGGCAAACGUGAUUGUUGGAAAACAAAACGACACAAUGUAAGUGCCUUGUAUGAGGGU
This is a messenger RNA of Orbicella faveolata, 585 nucleotides long. Its product is annotated as serine/threonine/tyrosine-interacting-like protein 1. Gene Ontology annotation, molecular function: protein phosphatase inhibitor activity; pseudophosphatase activity; protein phosphatase binding. NCBI's taxonomy places the organism in Eukaryota, Metazoa, Cnidaria, Anthozoa, Scleractinia, Merulinidae. Gene Ontology annotation, cellular component: mitochondrion. The record is from RefSeq and is a predicted model, not a curated record. Gene Ontology annotation, biological process: protein dephosphorylation; negative regulation of cytoplasmic stress granule assembly; positive regulation of intrinsic apoptotic signaling pathway.